This is a messenger RNA of Paramuricea clavata, 300 nucleotides long. The record is from the annotation of a GenBank genome assembly. Lineage: Eukaryota; Metazoa; Cnidaria; Anthozoa; Malacalcyonacea; Plexauridae.
AUGGGGGACGAAGAAGGACGCGUAAAUACUCGAAGUCAUUCGCGUAAAGAUUUAGAUACUUAUUUUAAGUCCGAUGCGUUUGGAGACUUAGUGAAUAAAGCAAUUACACAGCAAUUCCAAAGUUUCUUAAGUUCAAAAGGUUUUCAAGAUAUGCUUGUAUUGACGACUAAGACAAUCGUCUCCGAAGUGGUGUGCGAUACAGUCGAGUCUGUCGUCGAUAAAGAAAUUGACAAGGUCGUUCAACCUCUAAAGAAUAAAAUAGCUGAAUUGGAAUUUCAGUUAGAUCGAGUGAAGUUGUAG